CAGCCGCCACCACCGCUCCUCCUCCGCUCCCAUCCAAGAUCCAUUCAACUCCAUCUGCUCGGGGCUCCACCAUCAUGUCCGGCCGCGGCAAGGGCGGGAAGGGUCUGGGCAAGGGCGGCGCCAAGCGCCACCGGAAGGUGCUGCGGGACAACAUCCAGGGCAUCACGAAGCCGGCGAUCCGGCGGCUGGCGCGGCGGGGCGGCGUGAAGCGCAUCUCGGGGCUCAUCUACGAGGAGACCCGCGGCGUGCUCAAGAUCUUCCUCGAGAACGUCAUCCGCGACGCCGUCACCUACACCGAGCACGCCCGCCGCAAGACCGUCACCGCCAUGGAUGUCGUCUACGCGCUCAAGCGACAGGGCCGCACCCUCUACGGCUUCGGCGGCUGAUCUGCUGCUGCUGCUCCGUCCAGUCUCCGCCGGCUGCUGUCCCAUCAGCCGGAGUGCGCGUGUUGUUCCGUCGGUCUGUGUAGUAGUGGAGUAUGAAUGCAAUGAAAUCAGUCUUGGAUGCAUCUCUCGAUAUGUUUCUGUGAGCUUGUUAAAUUCUUCCCAGCAAGAAAGGUUAGGGAAUGAUGUAGCUGAGGUAAACGUCGGAUAUUCAUGAAACAAUCACAGGAAACUGCUACAGGUGUUAUGA
This is a messenger RNA of Hordeum vulgare subsp. vulgare (domesticated barley), 633 nucleotides long. Its product is annotated as histone H4. NCBI's taxonomy places the organism in Eukaryota, Viridiplantae, Streptophyta, Magnoliopsida, Poales, Poaceae. Gene Ontology annotation, cellular component: nucleosome. The record is from RefSeq and is a predicted model, not a curated record. Gene Ontology annotation, molecular function: structural constituent of chromatin; DNA binding; protein heterodimerization activity. Bases 75 to 386 code for a protein of 103 amino acids. Gene Ontology annotation, biological process: nucleosome assembly. The transcript has a single exon.